Messenger RNA from Musca domestica (house fly), 1751 nucleotides. RefSeq names its product ras-like GTP-binding protein RhoL (gene RhoL). Gene Ontology annotation, biological process: small GTPase-mediated signal transduction. Lineage: Eukaryota; Metazoa; Arthropoda; Insecta; Diptera; Muscidae. Gene Ontology annotation, molecular function: GTP binding; GTPase activity. The record is from RefSeq and is a predicted model, not a curated record. The transcript is spliced from 3 exons. Bases 388 to 945 code for a protein of 185 amino acids.
CACACUCACAGCGUAUCUGGAGAGUUGUUAAGUGACUGUCUAAGCGAUCGGUACGUUAGCGCGCUUGAUCCAAAUAGCGGGUGGCAAAUAAAAUAGUUUCAAAAUAAAGAAAGAAAAUAAUAAAAACGAAUUCGAAACGGCAAGAAAAACAUAAAAAUUCGGUCAAAAGGAAAAAAACAACAAAUUUUUUGCAAAACAAAAUUAAAACACGUCAAAAAUUUGUAACGUCAAACAGCCAAGAAAAAAUCAAAUAUUGUUUUUUUGCAAACAAAAAAAAAGAAAUAAAAUCGAAAAACACGUUUUAUCUCGAGAGUGGAAAAUUGUGAAUUUUGCAAAAAAAAUUGAAUUUUGUGUUGAGUGGCCCAAAGAAUAACGUAAUAAAUCACAAUGACAAAUAGUGUACGUCCCCUAAAAAUAACCAUAGUUGGUGAUGGUAUGGUCGGCAAGACCUGUCUGCUGAUUACCUAUACACAAAAUGAAUUCCCCUUGGAAUAUAUCCCAACGGUAUUCGAUAAUCAUGCCUGUAACAUUUCCGUGGAUAACAAAGAAUACAGUUUGACACUGUGGGAUACGGCCGGCCAGGAAGAUUAUGAACGUUUGCGGCCCUUAAGUUAUCCCAAUACAAGUUGUUUCCUUCUAUGCUAUUCGAUAAGUAGUCGAGCCUCAUUUGAGAAUAUCAAAAGUAAAUGGUGGCCGGAGAUACGGCAUUUCUCCAACAAUGUUCCGGUGGUGUUGGUGGGUACAAAACUCGAUCUACGCAUAGCAGGCUCGGAGAAGUUUGUGACAAAUGCCGAGGGACGCCGUUUGAGAAAGGAAAUUCAUGCCCAUGCCCUGGUUGAGUGUUCAGCCAAAAGUAAGGUCAAUCUAGAAGCAGUAUUUGAAGAAGCCGUACGGGCAGUGGAAAAGAAACCCAAAAGUAGUCCACGUAAAUGUACUUUCCUAUAGUGUGUUAGAAGAUGGUGCAAACCCAACCUAUCGUGGAGCAAAAGCACGAAAACAGAACAAGUAUUUAUUCUAAAUACUUUAGUGUAUAACGAAAAAACACAAGAAAUUAUGAAUUAAUUUUAAAUUAUAAUAUUAUUAUUUGCUAUUUGUUCUAUUCUCUUUAAUAUUCUUUUGUGGGGAAAAAUCCCCCAGGAAGGUGGAAACAUAGUUUCCUUUUGUUCUUUUUUUUUUUUUUUUUUUUUCAUAUUUACCUUCUGAUACGUCACACUCUUUCCCCUAAAACAAAAACAAAACAUUAUUGUUAAUUCAAAUCUAGAUUAUUUAAUUUUUUUUUGAUAAAUUAUUAAGUGUUAUAUUACAUAUAUAAAAGUGUAUGAUGAAGUUGUAAAUUGUGAUUGUUUUAUAAAAAAAAUCGACAUUGAUUUGAUGGUUUAUUUUGAUCUGAAUAUAUAUUUUUAUAUACAAUUAUUACAAAUUGUCUAAGUUUUUAAGUCUGUGACCACGCGAGAUAAUCAAAUUACAGUUGUUUUUAUUAACAAAACAAACAUGAAAUAAGCAGAUCAAGUUGUAAAUUUGAUGUGUGACCUGGUAGCUUAAGAUAUAAGUCCCAUUUGGCAUUUGUGUAAAUGUACUAUUACACACUGCGAGAAAACCAGCAACGGAGUGAAUGCCAAAAUGCAUUAUUGUGAUUGAAAUUACAUUACAAGUUGUUAUUGUUGGUGUAAACCUAAUAUAAAUAACAGUUUUCACAAUGGCAUAAGAAUAUAGGCAGCUGCAUCAACACUUGUGAACAUUGAUAUGUUAAA